Cyclocybe aegerita is the source of this 384-nucleotide messenger RNA. NCBI's taxonomy places the organism in Eukaryota, Fungi, Basidiomycota, Agaricomycetes, Agaricales, Hemipholiotaceae. The record is from the annotation of a GenBank genome assembly.
AUGGCCGAAGGCUGUGACCCGAACCAUGUCUUAUGCACCGUCGAAGACAUAGCGGCAGACUGGGGACGAAAGAUACGCGUGCACGCGUGGCUCACGCUCACGAAGCCGACAUCGCUCUUUCACCCGAAGCCUGGUGACGGAGAAGAGGGCCCAAUCAAGGAGAUCCACCCAGCGGUCGUCCACCAACUUCUCACCGCGACGAACCCGCCCGAUGUUCAGAAGACCGCCAUCGAGAAAUACAUGACGCCGUACGUUGCGUUCUGGCACCCGGUUUGCGAGGACAAGUCGAACAAGAGCUCGGGAGACGAGUUGCUGGUAAUCUAUCAGUCUGUCACGCUCAUUGUUCAUUGUACCGCGCACCAGUGGACACUAGUGGACACUUGA